Messenger RNA from Plectropomus leopardus (leopard coralgrouper), 1718 nucleotides. It is a transcript of the gene fancf, whose product is annotated as FA complementation group F. Gene Ontology annotation, biological process: interstrand cross-link repair. Gene Ontology annotation, cellular component: Fanconi anaemia nuclear complex. Lineage: Eukaryota; Metazoa; Chordata; Actinopteri; Perciformes; Serranidae. The record is from RefSeq and is a predicted model, not a curated record.
UUUUGAAGGGAAAUAGCCAGAGCUGAGCACUCCAGCACGCAUGCGCAGUUGUAAAAGCAACACAAACAGGCAGUCGGACCAAAGAAAAUGAAAAUAAGCGUCCAUCACCGGCGGCCAGAGGCUGGACUGUGAACGCGGAGAGCGCCACAUGGAGGCGGUGCUGAAAAACUUGGCGAGCACGGCGGAGCUGCUGGCCGUGGCGGCGCACAGCGGCGUGGUGGAGCAGUGGGAUAAACAAACUCUGUGCAGAGCUUUUCAAUGGGCCCGGUACUGCGAACACCUGUACACCAGGUUUCACGAUAUCCCCGUGAUCAGGAGGGUUAUGGAGAAGCAGCUGCAGCUCACAAAUCAAAGUCUGCGAGCAGUCUUCCCUGGAUACACAGAAGUCGCCUUCUCAGACCUCUCCAGGUAUCAGCACCUGUUGCUUUGUGGGCUUUUAAAGAAUCCUGAGCUGCCCAUUUCCAUCAUGAAGAUACUCUUUGACACUUCAAAUCCUGCAAACAACCAGCAGAGUGAGUAUCAGGAUGUCACUGGCUUCUGCAGUCUCACCAUUCAAUGCAAAUCUGCCUGUAAAGUCCUGAGUCCUCUCACAGACCUGUCAGCUGUUGGUGCUGAUGCUGAGGUGCAGGGGGUGAUGCUGAUGGAGAGGCUAUGUGCAGGCAGGGAGGCCUGCCGGACAGAGCACAUUUUAGACUCCGUCCUCCAGGGAUGUGGAGGAGCAACACAACAUUUCUGUCAGGUCAUCACUGCAGCUCUGCUGACAAAGAAAAACUUGCCUGCACAAACUGCUUCACAGGGUUUUCUGUUGGACUGGCUGCAGAAAGAACACAGUGUGCUGCAGCACAUGUGCUCUGCACUGCCUGCUACACUUAUUAUAGACCUGGCCAAAGAACACCUGAAAUUUAGAGAUGCGUACUGUGAUAUGCUGAAAAAGUGGGCCUCUGAAAUGGAGUAUAGCAUAACUGAGGGUGAAUGGGUUCAAAGCAGCACUGAGCGAACAGUGUCCUUCCAGAGACUGACCGAGCACUUUCUGGCCUUGUUUGAGGCCUGUCCCUCUCUGAGGGAGGAUGUAGAAAAAGAGUUACAUGCUUUGAAAACUUUUGAUGGGGACUUUGACGUCAGAGGUCUGAGUGUGUGGGGAGACCUGCUUUCAGCAUUUAACAAGUGACUGUCAGUGUUGCAGUUUCUGUAGAGCUGGAAGAGAUGCCAAGAUUUACACAAAUGUUUAUGUAGUGUUUGACUAUGGCUGCAUAUUAAAACCUCAAAACUUUUUUGAUACCAAACAAAAGGUGUCCAUAGUACAGAUUAUUGGGAGAUGUCAGUGACCAAAAUCUGGCACCUAAUGCUCACUCCGAUUCAUAUUCUUCUUUUGAUCAGACAGUUGCAAUCCUAAUUUUACUGUUUUCUCACUUACUUUGGUUUCUCUUAGGGGUCGACUGAUAUUGUUUUUUCAGGGCCGAUGCUGAUUAUUAGUACUUAAUGAGACCGAUAACUGAUAUUUGGAAUGAAUAUGCAUUUACAAUAAAAAUAAGAGUAUUUCUUUCUAUCUUUAGAAUUUGCAGUAUAACAAAUUCCAACACGAAACUUUGUUUAAAUGCCUUUGGCAAAUGUUUAAUCAGCAGUGAAACUGUCAACAUAAUUCACGGCAAGUUGCCAGCAACUUUUUUUCAUAAAGUUCAAUGAAAAUUUAAACAAAUAAAUGAAUAGAUAAAAAUAGC